GGACUCAGCACUAAAGCGCUCUGCUCUAUAACACAAGACAAAACGAAAAACAAAAAGAAAAGGAAAAAAAAUUGGGUUCGGUGUGGCUGCCUGAUUUGCAUUUUGCGAUUUACUGGGCACACCCUAUUCCUUCUCUAUUCCCUUCUCUGUGUUGGUUGGGCUCCACGGAGAAGACGAAGAAGUGGAAAGAGGGACAAAAUUGGAGAGAUAUAUAUCUACACCCAGCGCCAUAGAGGGCUGCCCCUCCCCUCCCCGUCUGUGUCUAUCUUCAUUUACUUUGCUGCAGCUGCUGGAUUGCGUUCCCUUCCGAUAUCCAGUGUAAUCCAUCCCUUUAGGGAAAUUCUUUUUUGUUCUUGUUUCCGCUCCUUCCCCUCUCUCUCCCCCCCUCUAUAUCUCGGUGCUUCUGCUCGCCGCCGCCAACUGAUUAUCAACAUCUCUGGCUGCCCUUUAUAAAGACCUAAAAUUUAACUGUUCCAUUAUCUGUAACUGGGAAUACUGUGCAUUAGAAUGGCUCGAAGGGGUCACCGGCAAAAGAAUGGAUUGAAUUUGCAUUCACCUAGUGAUAGAAAGGGAGUUUCAAGUCAUGGCCUUUCACCUUUGACUAACCAGCAGGAUAGAGGUAAUGUCAAUGGCGAAGAGAUGGAUUCUGGUGAAGAACUUUCAAAUGGUAGCUAUUCCGUGCCUCCCACAAAGAGCACUACUGAGAUAAAUCAUAGUCAGGAUGGGGGAAGUAGGAAGAAGUAUAGGGAAUCUCAAAGAAAAGACAGAAAGACUACAGGUGGGAAAAGUGCAAGCAGUGAUGCGCCAUACAAUGGUAAUCCUGAAUUAGGAAAGAAUGGCAUGUCUACAUCUGAAUCUCCAGAUAUAAGAGAUGGAACUGAACUACCCCAUGUUCCUCCCAUAGAUCAUACGAAUGAUGAUCUUGGAAAUUUAUCUGAUGGUCUGCAUAGACAUACUUUGGAUGAAACUCACUUCCCUGAAACAGUAGUUUUUAAAUUCAUAAGGACUGGAGCCAUUUCUGUAGCAAGGUCAUUUGCCAACUGGGUGCAGAGGCAUAAACCUACCUUUGUCUCGGUAACAUCUAACAUCGUAAAGGCCUGCAAUUAUGUUCAAAUGAAGAUUCAGAAAGCACAACCUAUAAUAUUCCGGCUGAUUACGCAUAUUGGGGGUGUAAUGCUUCUUCUGUUUAUGGUCUGGUUGGACUGUGCAGUAAGGGGCAUUGAUUCCUUCCUCCGCAUGGGGACAACAUCUUUCUUCUCUAUUCUGUGGUGCAGUGUUCUUUCAGUUAUUGCCAUGGCUGGAUUCAACAAGGUUCUAUGCACGCUGGCUGUAGCUGCUGCUGUUGGAUUUUUUCUUGGGUUCCUGCCUGCAUUUCUAUUGAUUGGCCUUGUUGGCAUGUUGUUUCUAUGGUUUUAUGGAAGCUUCUGGACUACAGGACUUAUUAUCUUCCUUGGAGGCUUAACAUUCAUGAUGGCUCAUGAUCGCAUUGCACUUUUUAUUACAAGUGCGUAUGCUCUUUAUUGUGCAUGGAAUUAUGUCGGAUGGCUUGGUUUAGUUGUGGGGAUGAACUUAUCAUUUGUGUCAAGUGAUGCUCUGCUCUUUUUCCUGAGGAAUAUAAUAAGUGAACGAGGAGCGCCAAAUAGCUCUUCAGAACAAGCAGCUGGAGUUCAAGGCCAACAGCCCUCUCCUAAUCAGUCUAAUCAUUCUUCACCCAUGGAGAAAGGAGCUACUGGCCUGCCUGAUCGCAGCCAGGGAGUCCCUUCUACUAGUGGAAUUGAUUCAGAAAUGACAUCCGAAGAUGAAGUUGUGAGGUUGUUAAACUGUUCAGAUCAUUAUGCUGCAUUGGGUCUAUCACGAUUUGAAAAUGUUGAUCUCUCUGUUAUCAAAAGAGAUUAUCGGAAAAAGGCAAUGCUUGUUCAUCCUGACAAAAAUAUGGGCAAUGAAAAGGCUGCUGAAGCUUUCAAGAGACUUCAGAAUGCUUAUGAGGUUCUGCUGGAUUCCACCAAGCGAAAAGAAUAUGAUGACGAAUUGAGAAGGGAAGAGUUGCUGAAUUAUUUUCGUAAAUUCCAUAAUAGCUCAAAUAAGCAUAAAGGGCACAGCUUGUUUCAAUCCAGCUUUGGUCAUCCUGAAGCUGAUGCUGACGAUCUUAUGGGAGAGUCCAGAAGAAUAGCAUGCAGGAAGUGUGGCUCAUUUCAUUUGUGGGUUUAUACCAAGAAAGCAAAAUCCAGGGCAAGAUGGUGUCAGGAAUGCAAGGAUUUUCAUCAGGCUAAAGAUGGGGAUGGAUGGGUUGAACAGGGCUCUAAACCCCUGUUCUUUGGAAUAUUGCAGCAGGUGGAAGCACCCUCUGCUUAUGUGUGUGCGGAUGGCAAGAUAUAUGAUGCAAGUGAAUGGUACAUUUGUCAGGGGUUGAGGUGUCCUGCCAAUGCUCAUAAGCCUUCCUUUCACGUAAAUACAAGUGUUGUCUCAAAGAAUGGUCGUGCUAAGGGAGCCAGUUUCGGGCAAAGAGGAGGUGCGGCGCCUAAUCCGGAAGAGACAAUGAUGGAGGAGGAACUCUUUGAAUGGCUAAGAAAUGCCACUCAAAGCAGCACAUCUGAGAAUUUUGGCGGCAGCACGUCUGAGACUUCCCCUGGGUUUGAUUUUAAGAGCAGUGGUGGCGGAGGUGGCGGCAGCGGUAGCAGCAACAACAGCAAGAGAAAGAAAAAGGGCAAAAAGCAUUGGUGAGCGUAUUUGUAGCUUUAGCUCUUGAGAUGGGAUGGAAGAUACAGGAGCAGGAGCAGGAGCAGCCAGGGAAAGCAAAGAAGGAAGAAAAAGGGGAAGGGAAGGGCAGGGCAAUGCAUUUUUGCUCUCUCACCUGCGGAUGGAAGGAAGAUGGACAUAUUUGGAGAUGUGUAUCUUUUCUAGAUAUAUAUGUAGUAUUCCUAGGCCGACCAAGUUGACAGAUUUUAUACCCGAGAUGAGCUUUAUAGAAGGAGGGUUGAUUGUACAGCGUGUUAUAUCACUACACCUACCGGGCUGACCGACUGACGGGUUUUGCUAAGCAUGAAUGAAUCCCUCCCUCCCUGGCUUUCUUUAUUGACUGACUGACUGACAGUAUCAACUUGCCUAAAUGAAUCAAUGUUGUCUGUCUGUCUGUCACUUGUUGAUGAUUUGCAGUAGUGUGUUGUUGUAUUAUUGUAUUGAACUUCCUCCCUUCAUAGCAGACAGACGACAACAGCAGCACGGCUAAUAAAAUAUAAUUAAUAUUCUUCUUCA
This is a messenger RNA of Andrographis paniculata, 3252 nucleotides long. RefSeq lists its product as uncharacterized. The transcript is spliced from 10 exons. Bases 508 to 2721 code for a protein of 737 amino acids. The record is from RefSeq and is a predicted model, not a curated record. Lineage: Eukaryota; Viridiplantae; Streptophyta; Magnoliopsida; Lamiales; Acanthaceae.